AUGAAAACUAUUUUAUUAAUUAUACAAUUUACAGUAUUAAAAAAGAAAAUGAGAGUUCCUUUUGCUACUCGUACUACAGCUGCUUAUCUUGACUUAGCACAUAAUGCAAUUGUUAAAAAUAAAAUUUAUGGAAGUCGUUCUUUGUCAUCAACAUCAGUUUUAUAUGGACGUAUGCCAGCUCCAGAUCCUGAUGAUCCUGAAGCUAUAGCUAUUCAUAAAUUAUAUCGUCCAGAAAGAGUUACACCAACUAAAAGAGGAUAUGAUAUAUUAAAAGAUCCUGCUAUUAAUAAGGGUAUGGCAUUUACUUUAUAUGAAAGGCAAUAUCUUGGUAUGCAUGGACUUCUUCCACCUGCAUUUAUGACAGAAGAACAACAGGCAUAUAGAAUUAUGAUAAAGUUAAGGCAGACGAAAGAUAAUUUAGAGAAAUAUAUUCAACUGUCUGGACUUUUAGAUAGAAAUGAAAAAUUAUUUUUCCGUGUAUUAUGUGAUAAUAUUAAAGAACUUAUGCCAAUUGUAUAUACACCAACUGUAGGACAAGCAUGCCAAGAAUUUGGUUUUAUUUAUAGAAAUCCAAGAGGUGUAUAUAUUACACCUAAUGAUAAUUCAAUAUCAAAAAUUCAUCAAAUUCUUUGUAAUUGGCCACAUGAUGAUGUUAAAGCUAUCGUUGUUUCUGAUGGUGAAAGAAUUCUUGGACUUGGUGAUUUAGGAGCAUAUGGAAUGGGUAUUCCAAUUGGUAAACUUACAUUAUAUACAGCUUUAGCUGGAAUAAAACCAUCACAAUGUUUACCAGUUCUUAUUGAUGUUGGUACUGAUAAUCAAAAAUUAUUAAAUGAUCCAUUUUAUAUUGGUUUAAGACAUAAAAGAAUUAGAGGAAAAGAAUAUGAUACAUUACUUGAUAAUUUUAUGAAUGCAUGUGUUAAAAAAUAUGGACAAAAUGUACUUAUACAAUUUGAAGAUUUUGGUAAUCAAAAUGCAUAUAGACUUCUUGAUAGAUAUAGAGAUAGUUUUACUGUUUUUAAUGAUGAUAUUCAAGGGACAGCUGCUGUCGUUGUAGCUGGUUUACUUGGUACAACUCGUGUAACAAAAAAAAAAUUAUCUGAACAAAAGUUUGUUUUUCUUGGUGCUGGAGGUGCUGCUACAGGUGUUGCAGAGAUGUGUAUACAACAAAUGUUGACCGAAGGUUUAUCACAUGAUGAAGCUUGUGAUAGAAUUUAUCUUAUGGAUAUUGAUGGAUUAAUUACAAAAAAUAGAGUUAAUACUAUUGGAGAAAGGCAUAUACCUUUUGCAAAAGAUCUUCCUGAUACAAAAUCAUUACUUGAUGUUAUUAAUACAGUUCAACCAAAUGGAAUUAUUGGUGCAUCAACAGUUAAAGGUGCUUUUACACCAGAAAUAAUUAAGAGAAUGGCUGAAAUUAAUCCUAAUCCAAUAAUUUUUGCUUUAUCUAAUCCAACUUCUAAAGCUGAAUGUACUGCUGAAGAUGCUUUUAGACUUACUAAAGGAAAAGUUCUUUUUGCAAGUGGUUCACCAUUUCCAAAUUUAGAAUAUAAUGGAAAAAUGUAUAAACCUGGACAAGGAAAUAAUGCUUAUAUCUUCCCUUCAAUAGGAUUAGCUGUAUGUUUAUUCAAGAUCAAACACAUAAAAUCCAAGUAUUUCCUUAUUGCAGCUCGUCGUGUAGCAGCAUCAGUAACACAAAAAAAUCUUGAUGAAGGUAGAAUAUAUCCACGUUUAAAAGAAAUUCGUGAGAUAUCUGUUAAAAUUGCUGUUGAGAUUGCUGAAGAAGCAUACAAUGAUGGUUUAGCUACAUUAUAUCCUAAACCAAAAGAUAUGGAAUUGUAUAUAAGAGCUCAAGUUUAUGAUGUAGAAUAUGAUGAAUUAAUUAAUAAAACUUAUGUUUGGCCAGAAAAGGAUUGCAAACAUGGAUUCCCAGUACCUGUUAUGAGAAGAGAUUCCAUGGAUGAUUAA
Strongyloides ratti is the source of this 1962-nucleotide messenger RNA. RefSeq names its product NAD-dependent malic enzyme, mitochondrial. Gene Ontology annotation, molecular function: malate dehydrogenase (decarboxylating) (NAD+) activity; malate dehydrogenase (decarboxylating) (NADP+) activity; NAD binding. Gene Ontology annotation, biological process: pyruvate metabolic process; malate metabolic process. The transcript has 2 exons. The record is from RefSeq and is a predicted model, not a curated record. NCBI's taxonomy places the organism in Eukaryota, Metazoa, Nematoda, Chromadorea, Rhabditida, Strongyloididae. Gene Ontology annotation, cellular component: mitochondrion. The coding region runs from base 1 to 1962 and encodes 653 amino acids.